Molecule: messenger RNA, 1431 nt
Organism: Cladophialophora bantiana CBS 173.52
Lineage: Eukaryota; Fungi; Ascomycota; Eurotiomycetes; Chaetothyriales; Herpotrichiellaceae
Exons: 5
Coding region: 1-1431 (476 amino acids)
Source: RefSeq, a predicted model, not a curated record
AUGGCCCUUACCCCCACUUCCCCCGUCGCGAAGCAGUCUGGAUCCUUACGAGGUACGAACAAUCAAGAUCAGAAUCCCCAUCCUCAUCGUCGAGCUCCAGGACCACGGGAUCCGUCCGUGCCACAUACGGAAGACGGAUGGUUGCAGGCCGUCCAGUCCGUCACCGUCGUCGGUGACAGUGACGGUGGGAGAGACGCUCCUGAGGUCUACCAAGAGGCUGGCAAAGAGGUUGAGCCAGAGCAGGAGAAGGAACACUACAUUAUUUAUAACCCUGACCGUACACAGCAUGACCAUGGGGCCGCGGCUACAGGCAACCCGCGCAAGCAAGGUGAGGGCAGUUCUUCAUAUCGACUGUACUUGAACACUGGCCUCACCGCAAGUGCUAGGACGUCCGCGACAUUGACACCUUCGGCGACUCGCCCAUCAGUCAGCUCAGUCCACUCUGUUUCGACGGGCCCGAGCUCGCCGACGUCGUCUCCCUCAAACGCUCCAGGGACAGCCGAGAAGGCCGAUUUCAAAUUUCCCAGCAUCGCCAUCACGGGCUCUGGAUUGCCACGACUCACCAAGCUGUUUCUAUUUGCGCUUCACAGUUCCAACGAUAGCGCUACCCUCCAUAUCAAGGGAUCUGACUCUUCUGGCUGGCGAGCGUGGGGCCAGGUUUCUGUGAUCAUUUCUCUCUUCAAAGGCUCAUCUUUGGCUGCGGCGUCUUGGACAGAUGGCGAUUAUGACCAGCUUCGCCUCUAUUACCUCGACGCCAAUGCUGAGCUUGUAGAACUCGCCGCCCGAUGCCAAAAUGAGAUCGAAUGUGAUUGGAAUGGAGAGAAAAGUCUCGUCCGUGAUGGCGCCUCCAACACCACCGGCUUGACUAUUUCGCAAUGGGCAACACUACCAGUGCAGCCGGGAUCCAGCUUCGUCUCUUAUCCAUGCGCGCCGGGACAGACCAUUGGCCAAGACAGUAGUCUUUCUGCCAUAGCAGAUAACAACACCGAUACUCUCGAGCGAUUGUUCUAUACCAACCCGGAUGGCGAUUUCAAGGCUUUGAGGCGCAACGUUGGCUACGCUUUCGCUCUUACGGAUGUCUGGUUUACGAACACCUCAUACAAACCUGCGCUCUACAACCUCGCCACGCGCUUGUAUCCGAGUCCGGACCUGUCCAAAUCCUACUUGACAGCCAAGCAGAUUGCGGAAGACCGCUCCGUGGCUGAAGCUUGGAAAGAAGCUUCGGGACAAGAUUGGGCUACUGAGGCCAGCGCGGACGCCGUGUCAGGGGCCUGGGCUCGGGCUGACGACGUCGGAGGUGCCAUCGCGUGUAUUGGAUGGAUUGACGAGAAUGGUCAAGCCAACCAACAUCUGAUGUAUAGCGUCGGCGGCGCCAUGACGGAGUACUGGCUUCAUGAUGGAACUUGGUCUCACACCGCGAUUUUUGAUUGA